Messenger RNA from Phoenix dactylifera (date palm), 626 nucleotides. Its product is annotated as large ribosomal subunit protein eL37z-like. Gene Ontology annotation, biological process: translation. Gene Ontology annotation, cellular component: ribosome; cytosolic large ribosomal subunit. Gene Ontology annotation, molecular function: RNA binding; structural constituent of ribosome. The record is from RefSeq and is a predicted model, not a curated record. Lineage: Eukaryota; Viridiplantae; Streptophyta; Magnoliopsida; Arecales; Arecaceae.
CACCGCACAAGUCUGCAUCUAACGGCUCUGAUUCGAUAGCCGACUUGCCGUCUCUCGUAUAUAAACCCUCAACAUCGAAUGCCGGAGGCCUCGGCUAGGGUUUAAUCCGCAGCGGACGAGGCAAGAAUAAGAUGGGGAAGGGAACGGGAAGCUUCGGGAAGCGGAGAAACAAGACCCACACCCUCUGCGUCCGCUGCGGCCGCCGGAGUUUCCACCUUCAGAAGAGCCGAUGCGCCGCCUGCGGCUACCCCUCCGCUCGGAUCCGCAAAUAUAACUGGAGCGUCAAGGCGAUCCGGAGGAAGACGACCGGGACCGGGAGGAUGCGGUACCUCCGCCACCUCCCUCGCCGCUUCAAGAGCAACUUCCUUGAAGGUACCCAAGCGACUCCGAGGAAGGCGGCAGCGGCCUCUAUAUCUUCUUAAUGCACGAAAAAUUGUGAAACUUUAUUUGCAAAAUUUUGUGAUUUUCCGUGAGUUAGCUGAAACCUUGCGAGUGCUAGCUAUUGUUUGGGUUUCUUUUUAAUGAGCAUGUGAUUAUGGAUUAAGUCUUCUGAUUUGAGAUUUACUGAAUGAAGGUAGUAUUGCUUCUUUAAUUCUAUAUGCACACAAUUGGGAUGUUACGACUUA